AAAAGCUCUCGUACAUUUUAUAUCGAGUGUCGAUGUAGAAUUUUAAAUGGAAAGUUACGAAGAAGAAGAUACUAUAAACCACUUACCUGACGAGCUUUUGGUAAAGAUAUUCUUUUAUUUCACUGUAAAGAAGUUGAUGUGUACAAUAAGACUUGUUUGCCGUAGAUGGUGUAAUAUUUCAUAUGAUAGAAACCUGUGGGCCAGGUUGACAUCAGACGACGUUCAAGAAUUGAAAAAUCAUUCAAUUUAUGACAUAGUACGCCGUCUAUUUUGUUUUGAUGAGUCAGCUCUUAAAUAUCUUUCGCUGGACCGCUUUGACAUUACACACGAAGAUGAUUUAUCUUGGAAGUUCCCAUCUCUGAUACCAAACCUUAAUGAACUGUCGCUUGCAUUUUGCAGUCAGGUUGAUAAAAGUGUUUUAAGGAUAUUUUCUGAUUCUUGCCGCAAUAUACAUAGUUUAAACUUGGAAGAGUGCAACAUUACAAAUGAUUGUUUUCCUAUUCUUAAUAACCAAAUGAAUAUAACAAAACUCAAUAUAUCUUACUGCAACAACCUGACCGAUGAGUUUGUGAUUAUGAUAAGUCAAUGGAGUCUCAGGGAUCUGAAUAUUGAUGGUGUUCAAUGGAUCAGCGAUGAAGCUGUAGAACAUUUGUUGCAUAAUUGUCAACAUUCACUUGAACAUCUAUGGCUAGAUGGGGAAAAUUUGACAGAUGACGGAUUGAGGCUGCUACAAUGUUGUCAUAAUAUUAAAGUUUUAAAAAUAUCAUUCUGUGAACAGUUAACAGAUGUGACAUUGAGAAUAAUUGCCGAGAUGCCAGGCCUUACUUCACUAGCUUUAAGAAAGGGAAAGAAUUUUUCAGAAGACGGAAUUAUUUUUCUAUUUAAAAACCUUUGUAAAGGAUUGUAUCACCUGGACUUUUAUGAUUGCCAAGCUUUGAAUGAUGAAGCGGUCUUUUGGAUAACACAAUCACCUUUCAUGGUGCUGGUAUAUUACAGAUGAAGGCUUAAAGAACAUUGUUUAUUGUUGUCGUAACAUCCAAAAACUUAUAUUAACUGGCGUUCACGAACUUACUGGGGAACCAUUUAAAGAGAUACCACAGAG
Dendronephthya gigantea is the source of this 1102-nucleotide messenger RNA. Its product is annotated as F-box/LRR-repeat protein 2-like. The record is from RefSeq and is a predicted model, not a curated record. The coding region runs from base 47 to 1000 and encodes 317 amino acids. The transcript is spliced from 3 exons. Gene Ontology annotation, cellular component: SCF ubiquitin ligase complex. Lineage: Eukaryota; Metazoa; Cnidaria; Anthozoa; Malacalcyonacea; Nephtheidae. Gene Ontology annotation, biological process: SCF-dependent proteasomal ubiquitin-dependent protein catabolic process. Gene Ontology annotation, molecular function: protein binding.